Molecule: messenger RNA, 871 nt
Organism: Lontra canadensis (Northern American river otter)
Lineage: Eukaryota; Metazoa; Chordata; Mammalia; Carnivora; Mustelidae
Gene: IL18
Product: interleukin 18
Exons: 6
Coding region: 181-783 (200 amino acids)
Biological process (GO): inflammatory response; immune response
Molecular function (GO): cytokine activity
Source: RefSeq, a predicted model, not a curated record
UAGAACUGACAACCAGCUAGCUCUGCUUUCCAAAGCAGAUUUCUGCAUUCCCAGCUGCUGGCUUCAGCUGCUGACGGGACUGCCACCUUUUCCCAUCUCCACAGCCUCAAGAAAAGAAAGAGACUUCAAACUUUCCAGAUCCCUUCCUCUCGUAGGAAACUGUCAAGCACAGGAAUAAAGAUGGCUACUAACCCAGUAGAAGACAACUGCAUCAACUUUGUGGGAAUGAAAUUUAUUGACAAUACACUUUACUUUGUAGCUGAAAAUGAUGACAACCUGGAAUCCGAUUACUUUGGCAAGGUUGAACCUAGACUCUCUAUCAUACGAAAUUUGAACGACCAAGUUCUCUUCGUUAACGAGGGCAAUCAACUAGUGUUUGAGGAUAUGCCUGAUUCUGACUGUACAGAAAACGCACCCCAUACCAUAUUUAUCAUAAAUAUGUAUAAAGAUAGCCUCACCAGAGGUCUGGCGGUAACCAUCUCUGUGAUGUGUAAGAGAAUGUCUACUCUGUCCUGUAAGAACAAAACUAUUUCCUUUAAGGAAAUGAGACCUCCAAACAGUAUCAACGACGAAGGGAAUGACAUCAUAUUCUUUCAGAGAAGUGUUCCAGGACAUGAUGAUAAGAUACAAUUUGAGUCUUCAUUGUACCAAGGACACUUUCUAGCUUGUAAAAGAGAGAAAGAGCUUUUCAAACUCAUUUUGAAAGAAAAGGAUGGAAGUGGGGACAAAUCCGUUAUGUUCACUGUUCAAAACCCCAUGCUAGAUAUUAAAAUCGCAGUUUGAAUUUUCUGACUUUCUGUCUUUCAGAAAGGUUGUAAGACUUUGAGCCUGUACUUAGAGUAAUGAAAUAAAGUGAAUAAUGGUCUCAAGA